ACCACACAAACCGAAAACCCCUGCCCCUCCAUUUUUAGCACACUUUGGCUUAAAUCUACCCUCUGCACCCUCCUUCCUCCCUGCCACCCCAAACAACCGUGUCUUUCUACCUCCUCCGUCCUUCCCUGGCGCCGCCUAUGGACGCGGCAUCACUGGAGGAGGAGAAGAUGGCGGCGGCGGCGGCAGCAGCAGACAAUCUUGAUGAGGAGGCGGAGCAGGGGGGAGAGGGGGAGGAGGAAGCCAUGCCGGUGGUGCUGAAGAAGGGGCCUUGGACGGCGGCCGAAGACGCCCUGCUGGUGAACCACGUGCGGCAGCACGGCGAGGGCAACUGGAACGCCGUGCAGCGCAUCACCGGUCUCCUGCGCUGCGGCAAGAGCUGCCGCCUGCGCUGGACCAACCACCUCCGCCCCAACCUCAAGAAGGGCGCCUUCUCGCCGGACGAGGAGCUCCUCAUCGCGCAGCUCCACGCCCAGCUCGGCAACAAGUGGGCCCGCAUGGCCACCCAUCUGCCGGGGAGGACGGACAACGAGAUCAAGAACUACUGGAACACGAGGGCCAAGCGGAGGCAGCGCGCCGGUCUGCCCAUGUACCCGCCGGAGGUGCAGUUCCAGCUCGCGAUCACCAAGCGCUGCCGGUACGACGACUUCACGCCCCCGCAGCAAUCAGCGGGCGGCAAUGUCCUGGACGCCACCGAUGCAAGGUACACCAGCGCCCGCCCUCCGCCGCUCGACCUCGCCGGGCAGCUCGCUAUGGCCAACCGGCCGGUGCAGUUCCUCGCCCAGACGCCCUUCUCCGCGCCGUCUUCCCCGUGGGUGAAGCCGUCGUUCGCACGCAACGCGCGCUACUUCCAGUUUCCGCAUUCUUCGCCCGUGUCUCCGACGACGCCGGUGCACCCGGUCACGCCGGAGCUGUCGUUGGGCCACGGCCAGCACGGCGGGGAGCGGAGCCGGUUCACCCCUCUCUCGCCGUCCCCGGGGGCCAAGGCGGAGCUCCCUUCAGGCCAACUGCUCCCGGCGUCGCCAGCCGCAGCCACGCCCACCAGCGGCGAAGAUCAGCAGAACCUCGAGGCGAUGCUGCAGGAGCUGCAUGAUGCCAUCAAGAUCGAGCCGCCGAAGCACGUGAGCGACCACGCCGAGCAGGACGGCGGCAGUGGUGGCAACAAACCGGAGGGAGAGCUCAAAGAUGAUGACAUUGGCACGCUGCUGGACAUGAUUAUACCAGCGACCUUCCCGAUGACGGAGCCCGCACCACCAGGCGUCGCGCCCGACAACUCUGGCGGCUCGAUCUCGCAGAAUGGCAGCAACGACCAUGACCACCACAACGUCGACCUCAGUGUUGAUCAUAUUCCGAUCAUCUCAUCAGAGCAGGACUGGGUACUCGACGGGGCCUGCCAGUGGAACAACAUGUCCGGAAUCUGCUGACAAGAUCGAUCUACCGCACAUCUUAAUCAGGACUCGAUGUGUUUUAUGUAUGGUGAUCUUGACAAGCAAAACCAUUAUGAGGGGUUUGUUUUGAUGCAACCUUUUUGGAUGUCUUUAUGUACCUUUCUUUCUUUUGAUCGAAAUGGAGGUUUCAACCAUGUGCCUCUUCGGGCGAGACAUACAACUUCUUUUUAUUAAAGAGUUUUAAUAAUCACCCCAAAAGUCAAAUCCACAAGAUGUUUACGUGGGAUCAUGGACCAAGA
Hordeum vulgare subsp. vulgare (domesticated barley) is the source of this 1684-nucleotide messenger RNA. RefSeq names its product transcription factor MYB120-like. The coding region runs from base 138 to 1421 and encodes 427 amino acids. Lineage: Eukaryota; Viridiplantae; Streptophyta; Magnoliopsida; Poales; Poaceae. The transcript is spliced from 3 exons. The record is from RefSeq and is a predicted model, not a curated record.